Molecule: messenger RNA, 1671 nt
Organism: Brettanomyces bruxellensis
Lineage: Eukaryota; Fungi; Ascomycota; Pichiomycetes; Pichiales; Pichiaceae
Exons: 1
Coding region: 1-1671 (556 amino acids)
Biological process (GO): protein folding
Cellular component (GO): chaperonin-containing T-complex
Molecular function (GO): ATP binding; ATP-dependent protein folding chaperone; ATP hydrolysis activity
Source: RefSeq, a predicted model, not a curated record
AUGGCUUUAAAAUUACCAGCAGCCCCAAAUUCGUCGCUUUUCAGGCAGGGCUAUAAGCUGCAAUCAAACAGUGAUGGUGCAAUCAACAGAAAUAUAGAGGCAUGCAGAGAAAUCAGCAAUAUGGUUUCCACUUCGAUUGGUCCGUGCGGUAAAAACAAAAUUGUUGUGAACCAGUUACAGAAAGUUUUUAUCACGAGCGAUGCCGCAACUAUGAUUAAGGAGAUGGAUGUGGUCCACCCUGCAGUUAAGGUUUUAGUGAUGUAUUCUGAACAGCAAGAGAAUGAGAUUGGUGAUAACACAAAUUACGUUCUAGUCUUUGCAGGCGAACUCUUACAACUUGCGGAAAAGCUUUUGGUUUUAGGACUUACGCCUACAGAGAUUAACCAAGGAUAUCAGCUGGCAUGUAAUCACACACUAAAAGAAUUGGGUAAUUUGGUAAUUGACAAAGUUGCCAAUUACUACAAAAAGGAGGAAAUUCUGAAAGUGAUAAAGCCAGUUGUUGCUUCCAAGCAAUAUGGCUGGGAGGAUAAGAUCAGUGACUUGAUUUCUGAGGCAGUUUUGUAUGUCAUUCCAAAAUCAAAUCCGUCAUUAUUUAAUGUGGAUUCCAUCAGGGUGGUCAAAAUUAUGGGCGCAUCUUUGCCAAGCUCAACUGUUAUUAACGGUAUGGUCUUGCCAAGGGAGCCCGAGUCAGAUGUGAAAAAAAUUAAGGGUCCAGCUAAAGUUGUUGUAUUCAAUUGUCCUGUUGAUUUGUCUACUUCAGAAACUAAAGGCACGGUGUUGUUACAUAAUGCAAAGGAGAUGCUAGCGUUCAGUAGAGGUGAAGAAGAACAGCUUGAGAAAGUGGUGAAGGAGAUUUAUGAUUCAGGUGUUCGUGUUGUGAUUGCUGGUCAAGGUGUUGGAGAGUUGGCUCUUCAUUAUUUGAAUAGAAAUAAGAUUCUUGUGCUGAAAGUUCCAUCAAAGUUUGAUUUGAGAAGAAUAACCAGGGUGUGUGGAGCAACGCCAUUGGUUAGACUAGGUGCCCCAAUGCCGGAGGAAAUGGGACUUGUGGAUGUCGUUGAAACGAAGGAAAUUGGCGGGGAUACAGUCACAAUUUUCAAGCAAAGCUCAGAUAGCAGAUCUUUAACUUCCACGAUUAUACUUAGGGGUGCUACAAAGGGCAAAAUGGACGAUGUUGAAAGGGCAAUUGAUGACGGUGUUGCAGUUAUCAAAGCUGUUUUAAAAGAUCCACGGUUGGUUCCUGGUGCGGGAUCUACAGAGGCAGAAUUGGUGAAGCGUGUCACAUCUUAUGGAGAGCAAACGCCUGGUCUACUUCAACUUGGAAUCAAGAAGUUUGCGGAAGCUUUCGAAUUUAUGCCUAGAAUACUAUGCGAAACAUCGGGUUUGGAUGCAUCUGCAGUGUUACCCCGUCUUUAUUCCUCUCAUGUUGAGAAUGAUCCUGAUGCUCUUCGUCUGGGUAUCAAUAUUGAAGCCGAUGGUCUAAAUGAUUGUCUUCUUGAUGUAAAGCAUGAACAGAUAAUGGAUUCUCUUAUAUCCAAGAAGAAUGCUAUCAAAUUAGCAACACAAGCUGUCCGUACUAUUCUAGGAGUUGACCAGAUUAUUGUUGCGAAGAGAGCUGGAGGUCCUCAAAUACCUCAGGGAAACAGGCCAGGAAACUGGGAUGUUCCAGAUUAA